Messenger RNA from Rhodotorula graminis WP1, 1069 nucleotides. RefSeq lists its product as uncharacterized. NCBI's taxonomy places the organism in Eukaryota, Fungi, Basidiomycota, Microbotryomycetes, Sporidiobolales, Sporidiobolaceae. The transcript has 6 exons. The record is from RefSeq and is a predicted model, not a curated record. The coding region runs from base 1 to 993 and encodes 330 amino acids.
AUGCUCGGCUCGUCCCCCGACGACCCGCUGCGCGCCCUCCACUCGCGCCCCGUCGUCUCGCCCGAAGCGUGCCAUGCCGCCUACGAGCACGACCCAGUCGCAUUCACCCUGUCGGCCUGUAUCUGCAUCGGCCUCGUCCUGAGCUACCUCCCGGCGUAUUAUCGAAUCGUCCGCCACCACAACUCGGAGGGCUACUCGCCCUGGUUCCUCCUCCUCGGAGCCACCUCGAGCGCCUCGUCCCUCGCCAACAUCGUCACCCUCCAGUGGGGCCAGGUUGCGUGCUGCCAGUACUUCUCUGCAGGGCAGUGCUUCGAGUCGGUCCUCGGCAUCGGCCAGGUCUUCCUCCAAUGGGCAGCGUUCCUCACCCUCUUCGUCCUGUACCUCCUGUACUACCCCUUGUCGGGCAAGUACGUGCGCUCGGUGCCGAUCACGACCUCGGCCCUUCCCUCGUCGCACCGCCGCCCCAAGCCCUUCCUCCCGUACCGCCACGCCGUGUCGCUCUUCGCCCUCACCAUCCUCCACCUCGCCCUGACGGCGCUCACGACCUUUAUCCUCCUCCUCACGCUUCCCAAGGCCGAGACGCCGCACCCGGGCGCGCCGCCCAACCCGAGGGCCGUGCGCGUGUGGGCGACGACGCUCGGGCUCGUCGCGGUCGCGCUCGGGUGCGCCCAGUACGCGCCGCAGCUCGUCCUGACGGCGAGGCGCAGGCUCGUCGGGAGCCUGAGCAUCCCCAUGAUGGCGCUCCAGACGCCUGGCUCGUUCGUCUUUGUCUACACGCUCGCGGUCCGCCCGGGCGUCAACUUCUCCGGGUGGGCGACCUACUUCGUCACGGGCGUCCUGCAGGGCACGCUCCUCGUCCUGUGCCUCCUCUUCAAGCGGCGCCAGGCGAGACUCGGCGUCGACGACUGGGGCAAGAGCGUCGGGCCGGACGGCGAGAGGGUCGGCGGUGCGGCGGGCGAGAGGGACGCGCUGCUCAGGAGGGGGAGGAGGUAGAGGGGGUAGGGGCGCCUAGAGCAAGAGGGGUCUCGAGACGUUGUUGCAGUUGUACAGCUGUCUGUGCUUGUCUCGC